Molecule: messenger RNA, 1155 nt
Organism: Plenodomus lingam JN3
Lineage: Eukaryota; Fungi; Ascomycota; Dothideomycetes; Pleosporales; Leptosphaeriaceae
Source: RefSeq, a predicted model, not a curated record
AUGUUUACUAUUGGAGGGUUACAUAUCAACGUGAUAGCUCUCCCUCUAUUUUUAGAUUUGACUACUAUAUGCUGGGAACUUCUGACAAUUAUGAUACUAGAGUUUUAUUUAAUCUCAGUCAUAAAGCAUAAUUUUGAACAAUCAGCAGGAAACCUACGGAUAUUUUACAACCAUAUUAAUAGAGAACCUAUUAACUCGGGGCGGUUUCGCCACUAUUAUCUGUGGGGUUCCUCAGAGACUACACGUAGCACUCGGAGUUCAUUCCGGGAAAAUAUAGUCCAAAUGAAAAAAUGUUCAUUAAUCUUUCAUUCACUAAUCUCUGUUACCGCACAACCUUCGUUAGGAUACACAGUCAAAACUCGAUCUUACUCUUCUUUCAGUAAUAACCAGGAUAAGAAGAUAAGGAACCAAGAUAAUAUUCUAAAUGUAAAGGCUGUAAAAGUUUAUAGUAACUUAAAGGAAGAUAGACUUAAUAUACUAAAAGAACAAAGAGAUAAAUCCGGUGUUUACUGUUUAAUAAACAAGGUCAAUGGGCAUUCGUAUGUUGGUAGUUCUAUUAAAUUAGCUUCCAGAAUGAGAAAUUAUCUUAAUAAGGCUUUUUUAAAAAGUAAACAAAAUGCUAAUAUGCCUAUUACCAAAUCUUUACUUAAGUACGAUUAUUCCAAUUUUUCUCUCUUAAUUUUAGAAUAUGUUGAAGCCGAAUUUUUAACUUCUAGAGAAACUUUUUAUAUAGCAAAUAUUAUACCUUAUUACAAUGUUUUAAAGCAAGGUUUUUCUUAUUUAGGUUAUAUACAUACUGAAGAAACAAAAAAGUUACUCUCUGAAUUAGCUAAGAAUAGAACACAUAGUGAUGAAACUAAAGGGUUAAUAGCAAGGGCUGUAACAGGUGAAAACAACCCUUUUUAUAACAAAAGUCAUUCUAUUGAAAGUAAGAUAAGAAUUAUUGAAGCUAAAUCAGCUUACUCUGUUUAUGUAUACAAUUCAUUUAAAGAGUUAUUAGUUAUUUUCCCUUCAGUUAAAACUUUAGCUAAAUUAAUUAAAUCUAAUUCUUCAACAUUGGUUGAUGUAAUAAAAGAACACACAAUAUUUAGAGGAGAAUGGUACCUACUUAAUAUACCUUAUAAUAUUUCAGAUACACCUUUAAUUUCUCAUUGA